This is a messenger RNA of Bacidia gigantensis, 1239 nucleotides long. RefSeq lists its product as uncharacterized. Lineage: Eukaryota; Fungi; Ascomycota; Lecanoromycetes; Lecanorales; Ramalinaceae. The transcript is spliced from 2 exons. The coding region runs from base 1 to 1239 and encodes 412 amino acids. The record is from RefSeq and is a predicted model, not a curated record.
AUGCCUCCACAACUACUACCAUCAUCCGCCGCCGCAUUCUCAGCUCGCGCUGCCCCCAAUAUCGUCUUGAAUACAAAGGUUGAUCCUUUUCUCACGAGUACGCUGAAAAGAGUUGCACGAAAGCGCCCGUUGAACAGCGUCGCUCAACAUUUCCGAUGCCUGACAGAGCUUCUCUCUUCUCCCUCCGCAAUAUGGACACUAUGCACCCUCUUCCUACAGCGCGCUCCCUCAGAUGAGCUUGUCAAGGACGACAACCCGUUAGUCGAAGCCGUUUUCAACUUCCAAAUGGUCUCGAUCGAAGCCUACGUCGUACAUGUCGACAUGGUCUCACAGAACGAGGUUGCAUUCAAACUCACAUCGGAGACGAUAGAGUCUCUAAUCGAGUACCACAAGGACAUUCAUACAGUCGACGCCAAGAACGACACCAUCAACUGGUCAGAAAAGGAUACCCAGGUGAAGAAGUUGCAUGAAGACUUCGUACAAGCCAUCAACAAAUUCGUUUAUCGCACCAACUCUAUGGUCUUGGAUGGGUUAGAAGAAGAUGGUGCCGGUGAGCUUCUUUGUGGAAGAGCAGAUGAGGUCAAGACCGCCAUCAUGGGGCUGUUCCUGCCCCUCCUCCCACCUCCGCCACGACCCGUCGAUGUUGUCCGACCAACGCCUGUACUACCAAGCUCUACUGGCUCCGAGAAUUGGUGGCAACCCACUCUCCCCUCCAACUACUCAAAUGCACAAGACACAUGGAAAUAUGCUCCUUCAGAGCCCGUAUACACCUCUGCGGACUCUGGAGCCGGCAUGUGGGCAUGUAUGGACAUGAGUGAUUUCCAAAUGCAACCUGAUAUGAUCGCUGAAAUGUCACCAACAUCGACGCUCAGUGAUCCUUUCUCGUCCGAAUCACCAAGUCCUACACAAUUCUACAGCCUGCCGGUCACCACAACAGCCAUGUCAUCAAUGCCGAUGCCCAGUACUUUGAUGCAGCAGACAUGUGGGCCAAACACCGGCUUUGAUGGCUUUGGUGGAUUUGAUUGGGAGCAAUACUCGAAUUUUGCUCCUCUUCAGGAGCGCAGCGCUGCGAGAGGUCUUGUGGCUUUGCCCGCUCUCAGUAUGCCACGCACACCUGUCGAUCCCAUCGAUCCGGAACUGGAUUUCGGCUGGAUUUACACGAGGGACGACGGCAACAUAGCUCAUAAAUACACAGCAUCCGGCAUGCUUAAUCACAUCGGCUCUCAGGACUAUUACUGA